AAGUGCAAGUGUAUGAGUGCAUCGUGUACAGAAACCUGUUUGUUUGGGGUUCGGGAGACUUUGUUUUGUCUGCCAACAAGGAACAAAAGGGAACAUAAUUGCAAAACUAGCCUUUUGAUGCUCUUUUACGGAUAUUAGUUAACAGCUGUUAACAGUUGUCCCCAGCUAAUUGGCCGACAAUCUAACCUGGUGCCAACUCUUUCCCUCUAUUGCGCAUCAGGAAUCCGGGAUGACCACGGGUUGACGCGAGAAGAAUACACAGAAAAAUACAAUCUAUUCCACCCAACACCCCAUCCCUAAGCAGCGCAACGGUCUGUGUCAACCCCCCACCCCAAACGCGCGAGAGGGGUGGCUGGUAAAGAGAGUUUGUACUCGCGCGGCCACGACCAGUUUCCGAGAAUCCGGCGGCGCGCGUGUUUGUCUCGCUUGCCAGAGAAGAGUGUUCGCGAUAUUUGAUUUAACGACGAUAGUGCGCAGCAACAGCUCACAAUUUUAGUGACCAGCGCGACCAGCCUCCCCCAGAAGGCUGCCAAUAGAAGUGAAGUGUGCAUCCCUUCGGGUGCUUUGUGUGAAAUCCGUUCCGUUGUUCGCUGUGUUGUGUGAAACAAAGUGGCACGCAUCGUGCUAAUAAACAAAUCCCGUAUCGGCCGUGCUGUGCUAAAAGAGAAAGUCCAGAACGGGUUUUCGACCGUGCGUGCGUGCGUGCGUCCGUGUGUACUUACCCCUUUAGCCCACCCCCCUGGGGUUGCUAUACGAGCGACGGAAUCGCUUUAGUGUUUGACAUUGAACGCGUAGGUUACUGCGUUUUUCGAGAUUUUUAUUUUUGGAUUGCCCUACAAACCAGCCAGCCACCGUUCCCGAGACGACCAGGACCCAAGGGCCAGAUGGUUUAGUGAAGAAAGGGGGAAGAAAAACCUCCCCAAGAAAACUAUCUUCGCUCGAUGCAGCCACCCCCACCCCGACGACUUGUGUGUUUAUUUGCGUUUGCGUCCUUUGAGUGAGCGGCGGCGGCGGCGUUGUGAAUGGGGUUGGUCAGGGCUUUACACUAAUUCAAAGUGAAGAGAGCAGCAGCUCAGAAGUAACCGUCGUGUGCCCUUGCAGCUAAAUUAAACGUUUCCAAAUCGCCGAUCACUCGCUGGCGCAACGGCACCGUAGUUUCUUGUGUUGGAGCCACCGUUUCGUAUGGAAAAUCAAAAAUCGCCGAAAGGAGUUUAUUAAAAAUUAUACCGCAGAGAGCGAAGCAAAAAAAAACGGAAAACCAGCAAAAUCCAAAGUAAGACAGCAACUGCAACCACGACGAAUGAUUUUUGUCACUAAGGACAGCAAACCAGGGAACACCAGAACGCAGACUGAGUGUGGAAGGUGAAGGAGAAGGCACACUACUGUUCUUAAAUCACGAGCCAACCAGGGCCACCCCAAAAUGCCAACACUGUUGGAAGCACUGGAAGAAAAGUACGGCCUGGAGCCGGACGACAAAGAGGACCACGCCGACGAAGAGGUGCUCGUGUCCAUCUUUGUUCCCAAGCUGCCACCGAGACAAAGCACACCCCAGCUACUUAUACUGAACGAUUGCAACAUCGAUCGUGCCGGUGAGCCGGAGGAUUUGAAGAAAAAAUGCCGUAUCGUAAAGGAGCUCGAUCUGGCCCAGAAUAAACUGAACAAUUGGAACGAGGUAUUCGUCAUUCUGUCGCACAUGCCCCGGGUUGAGUUUGUAAAUCUCAGCCUGAACCAUCUUACCGGACCGAUCGAGACGCCGGCCGUCACGAAGCUGGAUCAUCUGCGGAACCUGGUGCUGAACAAUACCAAGCUGGAAUGGUGCAGCGUGGAGACACUGCUCCGGUUGCUGCCCGCUCUCGAAGAGCUACACCUUAGCCUGAACGAGUAUACGCACGUGCUGAUCGAUACGGCCGGAAGUGCGGACAUCGGUGUCAGUUCGACUACAGGCGGUACCGCCGCCAACGCAACGGCACCGGAAACUAGUCAAAAGCAGGAGGAGAAUGAAGAAGAAUCAAUGGGCAACGAUGAUACGGCAGAACCGGUACCGGCAUCUUCAUCCGGAUCCGAUCAUCGCAGCCGAACGAGCUCAGCGUCAUCGUCGUCGUCAACCGAAGUGCCACCGUAUCGUACCAAUCCGCAUGCCGGUGUCCGGAAGGUACACCUCACUGGCAAUUACAUUGCGGAGUGGAGCGAAAUUUGUCGCAUCGGACGGGUGUUUCCGCAGCUCGAAACCCUCGUACUGGCCGAUUGUCCAUUGAGGUCUCUCAAGCCAACCGAUGCCGAGGGCAACAAUGAAAAUGCCGAAGAAAGUCAUAAAUACUUUCCGAACUUGAAGCUGCUAAACUUGAGCAAUGCCAAGAUUGACUCAUGGGAAGAUAUCGAUCGGCUAUCCAGCUUCCCGGCACUAAACAAUGUGCGACUCCAGUACUGGCCACUGUGGUCGCGCACGGAUUCGAUGACCGAGCAUGAACGGCGCCAGCUGCUGAUAGCGCGGCUUCCAAACAUCAGUAUUCUGAACGGUGGCGAUACGAUUGGUGCGGUCGAACGGGAGGAUGCAGAACGGUCCUUCAUUCGCCACUAUCUGGACAAACCGGAAACGGAGCGUCCCCCGCGGUAUUACGAACUGGUCGGUGUGCACGGCAAGUUGGAUCCGCUCGUUAACAUCGAUUUGCGGCCGGAGCGCAAGGUGAAGGUGCGAUUCACAUUCGAGGACAAGACGGUUGAACGAACGGUCGACGUGAACAGGACGGUAAGCGAUCUGAAGUCACGGUUGGAGCGGCUGUUCGAGGUACCGGCCUCUCGGAUGCGGCUGUACUACGUCGAUCAGGACCUGCGCGAUCUGGGCGUGGAGGAGAUGAAGUACCCGACCAAGGUGCUCUACAGCUACAACAUCCGCUCCGGCGAUGAGAUCAUCAUCGAGCGGAAGGUGAAAAGUUGAUAAGCGGUCCCCACAGUCCACUGGUGAUACAACCAAGUGAUUAAGAAGAAGCCCAGCUAUAGCAUAACAACCUGACCGUGUCCUUUUUUUGAUAAACUAGAUAUUGUGAUAUGAAGAGCGUGUCACACACUUUGUAUACUUAAGUAUAUGCCACUCUCCAUCGCAAAUGCAGCAGCUACACUCCCCACCGGAUCACACAUCCAUUCAGUUGUUCCCCUCUCUGUACUGGGAGUGAAAUGCUCUUCCUGUGGCGCAGCAUGUUUGCCCCCGGUUGCGAAAGUCCCAUUUUUGCUUUGUUUCGUAACUUGUUUAAGAUAUCCCCUCCCAGCAGUAGUAGCGAUGUGCGCGCAGAAGAACUGGAAUCAAACUAUGGCAGCCUAAUAAACUAACGAGUUACUCAUAAUCAACGGUAAUCGGA
Anopheles aquasalis is the source of this 3353-nucleotide messenger RNA. It is a transcript of the gene mlt, whose product is annotated as tubulin folding cofactor E like protein mlt. NCBI's taxonomy places the organism in Eukaryota, Metazoa, Arthropoda, Insecta, Diptera, Culicidae. Gene Ontology annotation, molecular function: protein binding. The record is from RefSeq and is a predicted model, not a curated record.